Dichomitus squalens LYAD-421 SS1 is the source of this 1251-nucleotide messenger RNA. Its product is annotated as ras-domain-containing protein. Lineage: Eukaryota; Fungi; Basidiomycota; Agaricomycetes; Polyporales; Polyporaceae. The transcript is spliced from 9 exons. Gene Ontology annotation, molecular function: GTP binding; GTPase activity. The record is from RefSeq and is a predicted model, not a curated record. Gene Ontology annotation, cellular component: endosome. Gene Ontology annotation, biological process: regulation of endocytosis. The coding region runs from base 55 to 783 and encodes 242 amino acids.
CCCUUCUGCGGCACUGAGCUCAUCAUCCUCGCCCCCGACCACGACCAAGCUGCCAUGGCGUACGCAGACUACGACGCCGAUGCUACAGAACUACUUGAGACCUACGAUUUCCUCAUGAAGUUCAUCAUAAUUGGGGAAGCUGGAACGGGCAAGACGUGUUUGCUCCACCAGUUCACGCACAAUUCAUUCAAGGAGCACUCUCAGCACACGAUCGGGGUCGAGUUUUCCAGUCGGACAGUCAAGCUAGGGGAGAAGCGGAUAAAGCUGCAGCUGUGGGAUACGGCGGGACAGGAGAGAUUUCGUUCCGUGACGCGAAGUUACUACCGAGGGGCCGCAGGGGCUAUUCUUGUGUACGACAUCACCAGUCGCGCCUCUUUCUCGAAGCUUUCUCGGUGGCUUGAAGACGCCCGCGCAUUGGGAAGCCCGCACCUGGUCACGGUCCUCGUCGGGAAUAAGUCGGAUAGAGAGGAAGAGCGAGAGGUGGAGUGGGCAGAAGCGAGUCGAUGGGCAGCAGAGCACGAUGUGCACUUCUUGGAGGCGUCUUCGCUGAGCGGCGAUAACGUAGAGGCGCCCUUUCUGCUCUGUGCGAGGUCGAUAUUGCUCGCGAUCGAGGCGGGCACCCUCGAUCCCGAGAAGGCAGGCAGCGGUGUCAGCUACGGCGACCGUGCGUUGCGGAGGGUCAACAGCUCAAGUCGGCUGAGCUUUGGGAGCCUGAGCGGGUCCCGGCGGAAGAGCACUACAGUAAGGCUCAAGAUCCCCGGGACCGGCGUACGAUGUUGUUAGGCAUCAUCGCGCAGUCGGGCACUUCUCCUCUUGGUUCUCUCGCACUCGGAGCGGAUUGCGCUUCAUCGGACACAUUUGCGCAGCGGUCUGCGCCGAUCAUUCUCUCGCUUCUUCCGGCCGUCGUAUUUGUUCGCAGCAUACCCUUCCCAUCGCCUAUACCUCUCUCAUCGGUACUCUCACUCCGCAUGCGAGUGUCGCCCCACGCUUGUCUGUUUGACCGAACGGAAGUAGACACGCCGUACAGCUACACGCUAGUUACGCUUCACGUCAGGAAUAUCUUGUAGUAGUCGUGUUUAAUCUUCUGGCAGCUCAUGUAUCGGAUCAUCUGUACUUUUACCUCACGCCAUUGGUAGUAGAUAUGAUCUAUUCGUGGACGAUUAGGCAUGUUUCGACCACUGGAUUCCAGCGGACUACUCAGUGGAGCAGACCGUGUGACUAGGUCGGGCGCGUAUUCGUUACAUCCUCGCG